Molecule: messenger RNA, 2273 nt
Organism: Ceratitis capitata (Mediterranean fruit fly)
Lineage: Eukaryota; Metazoa; Arthropoda; Insecta; Diptera; Tephritidae
Product: WD repeat domain phosphoinositide-interacting protein 2
Exons: 5
Coding region: 486-2030 (514 amino acids)
Biological process (GO): autophagy of mitochondrion; protein lipidation; nucleophagy
Cellular component (GO): extrinsic component of membrane; phagophore assembly site membrane; cytosol
Molecular function (GO): protein binding; phosphatidylinositol-3,5-bisphosphate binding; phosphatidylinositol-3-phosphate binding
Source: RefSeq, a predicted model, not a curated record
AAAGUGUAAAUUAAGAAACUUAAGUGAAAAGAAGUGUCGAAUAAUCGAACGCCAAACAAAAGCAGAGCAUCAGAAAAUAAAAUCAUUUUGCACAAAGCGUUUGUACAUUCCCGUAGCGAAGAAGUUACUAAUAUUUCGUGUAAAACGCAAUAGUGUAAAAUAAAUAACACACCCGACAAAGUCUUACUAGAAAUACAUAACAAAGAACUAACGAACUGAAACGAAAUAAAAAAAAUUCAAUAGAAGUGUCCGAGUGGUGACUGCAAAACUCUCAAAUACAGAAAAAAAGUAGAGAAAAGUGCGAAGAAUAAACAAAGGACAACAAAUAAGAGCAAUUGCAGUGAUUUCAUGCAAAUAAAAAUAGCUAUUUGUUAAAUAAAAGUGAAAACUAAUAACUUUACGAAAGUAUCAACUAACAACUAUUCACAGUUUUGGUGAUUUAAUUACUUCAACACAGCAAUAAGAGAGAAGGAAAAGUUUGAAUUAUGGCUACCUCAGGAUAUCAACUAAAUUUCAAUCAGGAUUUCUCUUCAAUCUCCGUUUUGGACGGCAACGAGGGCUUUCGUAUUUUCGCCAUUGAAGAUUAUGACAAGGUCGAGGAAAUCUUCGCCCGGGAUUCAGAGAACUACAGUUUAAUAGAACGUCAAUUUAAUACAUCACUGGUAGUGCUGGUGCCUGCCGAUAAGCCGAAUUGUUUGCUAAUGAUGAAUUAUAAGAAAAAUCAGAGAAUCUGCAAUUGUGUCUACGCUACGAAAGUAAUCAGUGUGCGAUUGAAUCGUCAACGUCUAAUUGCCGUGCUAGAGGAGAGCAUACACAUACAUGACAUAUCUAACAUGGAAGAGCUGCAUGUUAUUGGGAAUUUGGCGCCCAAUCCAUUGGGCUUAUGUACGCUAUCGUACAACUCGGAUUUGGCCUUUCCCAUUAGUAACACUACCGGCGAGUUGCGUAUAUUUAAUUCAUUGAAACUGACAGAGGGCAUAACGAUUGAGGCGCAUAAAAGUCGUUUAUCAGCGAUGCAUUUCACGCCCAGCGGUAACCUGUUGGCCACCACCUCGGAGCGUGGUACUGUGAUACGUGUAUUUUGUGCGAAGAAUGGUCAACGCAUUCAGGAGUUUCGGCGCGGCGUCAAGCGUUGCGUGCGCAUAGCAUCAUUGGUAUUUUCGCUUAAUGGCCGCUUCCUCUGUGUCACAUCCAAUACGGAAACUGUGCAUAUAUUCAAAGUCGAUAUGUUGGCUGCGAGUAAAGCGAUAGAAGAGGCUGAAGAAGCGGAGCGUAUGGAAAAACUGGAGACAGAGGAAACAACAGCAGAGAAAACAGUUGCAACCAUUAGUGAUACAGCUGUCGCCGGUACGUCGCCGUCGGAUGUGAAUAGCGGCUGGUCCGACUAUAUUUCGAAGGCAGUAUCAACAUAUCUAUUGCCCACACAAGUGUCCGAUGUGCUCGCGCAGGAUCGUGCAUUCGCCACUGUAACGCUGCAACAGCCAGGCAUGCGUUACGUAUGUGGUAUGACAUAUUUGGGUAAGGAAAUGAAAGUGCUGAUAGCUAGUGAGGAUGGCUUUCUCUACAUACACGAAUUUGAUGCAUUACGCGGCGGUAUAUGUGAGCUGGUGGCCGUACAUGACUUACGCGGCGUCUUAGAUGGUGUUGUGGAGGUGAAUAUCUCCGAUAAUGGUGAUAAAAUGUCGCCUGGUUCAUCUAAUAAGGAACCGAAUGGUAGCAGAAACCUUUCCACAAAAAAUUGCAAUCGUAGCUCUGCAAAUGCGGCAUCUAGUAGUAGAUCAACAACAAAAUCAAGUUCAAGUACAAGUACAAGUAAUAAGAAAAACUGUGGCAUUUCACGCUGUAUCAUACAAAAUCCUGUACCGGAACCAGACAAUUCGUAUUCCGGUAUUGUAAAGGGACCACAAGCUGCCAAUCCACUAACAGCAGAUUCUGCCAAGCAUCGUCUACUAUGCGAUGCCAUUGAAACGCCAAUAAAACUCUUCGAUGAACGCCAAUUCCCGCCCGUGGCAAUUGCAGCGCGCGAUUGACCAACCAACAAGCGUCGGAGUGAGGAGAAGGAACGUUUUACCGCCGCUGCGAAAGCUUAAAUAUAUAUACAACAUAUGUAUGUAAAUUAAUUAACGGCAUAAAUUUGUUAAAAGAAAGAAAAAUAAGUUAUUAAUUACAAUUGAGGCUUUCGUAAAGCACAACAGCUGCAUUAUAAUAAAAAAUUGAAUAAAUACUUAUAAUUAAUGAUUAAAUUAGCAAAAUACAUACAUAUGAAGCGUAUC